Funneliformis mosseae is the source of this 915-nucleotide messenger RNA. The record is from the annotation of a GenBank genome assembly. NCBI's taxonomy places the organism in Eukaryota, Fungi, Glomeromycota, Glomeromycetes, Glomerales, Glomeraceae.
AUGAAUUUAAUUAAAUCCAUUUUAAUUUUUAUUCUUGCUUGCCUCAACGUCUCUGCAGUAAUUGCAGUAAAAGUUCCAUUUGACGUUUAUCCUCCAAAUGAUGGUACUAAAAGUUAUUAUGUUAAAGGAAAAAAUGGAGUAAAAAUUUUUGUAGAUGAAAAAGGAGAUCCAACGAAAACAACAAUUCUCUUUUCAAAUGCAUUUCUCCAUUCAAGAACAACUUGGGAUCCACAAUGGUUUGACCCCGAAUUAAAUAAAAAAUUUCAUCUCGUAAGGUAUGAUUAUCGUGGUUUUGGUAGGAGCGAUAAACCCGAUAACGAGAAUUCAUAUUCAUACGAUAUAAAUGGCGAAGACCUUUCCGCUGUGAUUAGGAAAAUUUCUUCUAAAAAGAAAAAGAAAAUUGUAUUGGUUGGAUGGUCAUUGGGUAUACCUAUAACUUUAACUUUUAUGAAAAAUCAUCCUGAUAUGAAAAUUGAUGGCUUUAUAGCAGUUUGUGGUCCCGUUAAUGAUACAAUAAUAAACUUAGAUGAUCCUCCUCUUAGUAAUAUAAUUAAAACAAGUUAUGAUAAGGUUUUUCUUGGAAUAGAUGAGUUUAUGAAAUUAUUUCCUUUUAAACCAUUUAGCGAUGAAUUACAUGCAUAUUUAUUGGGUAAUGCCUUUACGUCAACUUCCGGAUAUCGUAAAACAGUUACUAAACCAUUCAAUUUAGAUGAAUUUUAUAGUUCUUUAACUAUACCUACUUUACAUAUCAUUGGAGAAAAGGAUGCAUUGCUUAUUAUGGAACAUAGCCUUUAUUUUGCUUCUUUGAAAAAAAAUAGUAAAACUAUUAUAUAUAAGAAUAUUGGUCAUAGUCCUUCAUGGGAAAAUACUAAAGAAUUUAACAAAGAUAUGAUGGAAUAUGUUAGUAACAUUUAA